Messenger RNA from Juglans regia (Persian walnut), 2313 nucleotides. RefSeq lists its product as uncharacterized. The record is from RefSeq and is a predicted model, not a curated record. The transcript has 7 exons. Lineage: Eukaryota; Viridiplantae; Streptophyta; Magnoliopsida; Fagales; Juglandaceae. Gene Ontology annotation, molecular function: catalytic activity. The coding region runs from base 1 to 2313 and encodes 770 amino acids.
AUGGCGCCAGUGGUAUCUGAGGUGAUGACAGUGCAGAGUUCUGGUGUGGGGUUAGGGACUCGGCAUGAAGUGCAAGAUAAUGGAUUAGAGAACAAUAUGAAAUUGAGGAUGGUGGAUGUGGCGCAGGAGGAUUUAUUAGCUAUUGUUGUGAAUCAAUCUGAAGUAUUACAAGGUGGAGAUUUUGUUGCGCAGGGUACAGAUAGUGUGUUGAUAGAGGAGGAAUGUGCUAUGGCUGCUUCGGUGGCCAGUUUUUCUGAUACAGAAAUAUUGGUGGAUAACGCUUUGACUAGUAAGGAGGUUUGUUCUGAUUCUGAUACACAGGAACGUGGGAAGAAAAGGGGCGAGGCAAUUGGAAUGAAAGUUCGAAGCAGUAAACGGCCGAAAGUUGUUGUGUUAGCAGAGCCAUUUCUACGUGAUGAAGUAUUGGAUGACGUAAAAAGGAUGUUGGGUUUUGAUUGUGGUUUCUCGAAUGGGGAUUGGGACGGUAAAUUGUGGAUAUUUUGGAUGAAUGAUGUAGAUGUGAAUGUGAUGAGCUGCGGUUCUCAACAUGUUACAGUUAUUGUGUCUACUGGUCUGAUGAAAUGUAAAGCUUCCUUUGUCUAUGCUAAGUGUACGUAUGUUCAACGGCGGGAGCUGUGGGCUGAUCUUGAAAAGGAGAGUAACGGUAUUGAACCUUGGAUAAUAACAGGGGAUUUUAAUAUUAUUGCUUCUGAUGUGGAAAGAAGAGGUGGUCGUUCACGUUCCUUGUUGGCGAUGGAGGAGUUCAACUCUUGGAUUCAUUCUUGUGGAUUACAAGAGUUAAAAUUCUUGGGUAAAAGUUUCUCUUGGUGUAAUGGGCAGGCUGGGCGUUCUCGUAGCUGGGCUCGGUUGGAUCGUUCGUUGGUUACGCCGAAUUUUGUUCAAGCAUUUCCGGACUCUUUCAUGAGAUGCGUCCGAGAGGUCUGGGAUCAACCGGUGGUUGGUACUGGCCUCAUCAAGCUUGCGGUGAAAUUAAAGAAAUUGAAGACUGUGCUGAAAGGAUGGAAUAAAACUGUUUUUGGAUGGACAAGUGGGCAUAUUAAGCAGUUGGAGGAUCGGAUAGAGAGACUGGAGGAGAGCUUGCAGCUGAACUAUGAUGAAGAGGUAGAAAGUGAUUUGCUGGCGUCCAAAAUGGAGUUACAGACCUGGAAUAAUCGUGAAGAAAUGCGGUUAGCCCAGUGUGCGAAAGUCCGUUGGUGGCGUCAUGGAGAUCAAAAUUUGCGUUAUUUUCAUGCUCUCUUGAAUAAACGGAGGCAAUCAAAGAUUACGGAGAUGAGGCUCCCGAAUGGUUUAAUGCUAAAGUCCCCGCAAGAAAUUCAUGAUGGUGUUGUGCAUUAUUUUCGGGAAUUCUUGGGGCAGUCGUCUCGAGUAGUACUUCCAGAGCUGAGUGAUUAUGUUUCUAUUGUGAUUUCGGAUGAUGAUAAUCUAAGACUAUGUUCGGUUCCUACAGAAGAGGAGGUGAAACAAGCAGUGUUCAGCAUUCCUAUUGAGAGUAGUCCACGGCCUGAUGGUUUUGGGUCGGGUUUUUAUAGAGCAUGUUGGGAUAUUGUUAGUUUGGAGGUGGUGGAGGCGGUUCAAGAAUUUUUUCGAGGGAUUCCUCUUCCCAGAUUCUACACUGCUUCUUUUGUAGUACUUAUUCCAAAAAUGGAUCAGUCGACCAGAUUUGAUAAGUUUCGGCCUAUUAGCUUAUGUUCCGUCUUCUACAAAAUUUGCACUAAGGUUUUGGUGGCGAGGCUUGCUCCUUUAUUAUCCUCUUUGAUCUCUUCUGAGCAAUGUGCGUUUAUUCCAGGUAGGAGUAUCUUUGAUAAUAUCAGUAUUACACAGGAGAUGGUGCAAUCGCUUAAUAAAAAGGCGAUGGGGGGUAAUAUUAUUUUGAAACUGGAUAAGGCUAAGGCUUAUGAUAGGGUGGAAUGGGAUUUUCUUUUACAUGUUUUGAUAGCCUUUGGUUUUUCUUCCUCUGUUAGUGGUUUGAUCAGGAAUUGCAUUGCUUCACCUUGGUAUUCGAUUAUGAUGAAUGUGAUUUUUGCUAAUGGAGGAAAGCGUUCUUUGAAAGAAUUGAUGAAGGUUAUUGAGACUUAUGAGUCUUGGUCUGGGCAGCAGGGAAGAUAUGAGGAUUUGAAUCAUGUCUUUCUUGAAGGUGACAUUGCUGCUGGGAUUUGGAAGAGGUUUUCGACUAUUUUGGGUGUUCCUUACGACCCAAAUAAACGUUGUUGUGGCAACGUCGAUGUAAGGCAAGGAUGGAAGACAAAUGUUUUUCGGUGGAAGUGCUUUGGAGGUCUAUUUGUAUCUGGUUAA